This is a messenger RNA of Drosophila rhopaloa, 1802 nucleotides long. RefSeq names its product fatty-acid amide hydrolase 2-A. The record is from RefSeq and is a predicted model, not a curated record. NCBI's taxonomy places the organism in Eukaryota, Metazoa, Arthropoda, Insecta, Diptera, Drosophilidae. The transcript is spliced from 4 exons. Bases 22 to 1632 code for a protein of 536 amino acids.
CACGAUCGGUUCUUGUGCGCAAUGGAAAUAUUUCUUCGACUAAUCUUGAUCGUAGUAAAGGCGAUAGCUUUCAUCAUAUCACCGAUUCUGGACGCAUUCGUUUAUCCUCGAAAAUCCGACAAUACGCUCAUACCGCCGAUCAGGAAUCGCCUGCUCACCCUGAGUGUGCAGGAGCUGCGCAGUCGCCUUCGAUCCCGCCAGUUGACUUCUCUGGAAUUGGUGCGCACUUAUAUCGAACGAAUCGAAGCUGUUAAUAAACAAUUAAACGCACUGGUGGAAUCUCGGUUUUCGGCUGCUCUGGAGGAAGCUACUGAAACCGAUGACCUCAUAGCCAGUUGCGCAUCUACAGCGGAUGUGGAGAAACUCUUUGAAGAACGUCCACUACUGGGACUUCCCGUGACCAUUAAAGAAUCAUGUGCCCUCGAGGGCAUGACCUUUGCCGUGGGCAGUCUGUCCAGAAAGAAUAUCAAAGCCCAAGCUGAUGGUGAAGCAGUGAAGCGAUUGAGGUCUGCUGGGGCUAUUCCUCUACUGAUCUCGGCCACCCCGGAAUAUUGUUUUAGCAUCGAGACGGACACCUUGCUGAAUAACCGAUGCCUGAAUCCCUAUGAUUUUGAGCGGACUCCGGGUGGAAGUUCUGGUGGAGAAGGUUCUUUAAAUGGAGCUGGUGCCUCUCUUUUUGGAAUUGGAUCAGAUAUUGGCGGUUCCAUUCGCAUUCCCAGCUUGUAUUGCGGAGUUUUCGGACAUAAACCAAGUGGAGGAGUGGUUUCCGUGAAGGGGCACUUCCCCAACUCAAAAGAUCCAAAUAUCGAACACUAUCUGGUGGAGGGACCCAUAACCCGGUUUGCUGGAGAUCUAUCCGAAUUACUCCAAGUGAUGGCAGGCAAAGAAAAUUCAGUAAAACUGCGAUUGAACGAACCCGUCGAACUGAAUCGGAUUAAGGUGCAGUAUGCGCUGGGCUUUGAAGGUAUCAACGGAUGGAUGCAUCAGUCUGUGGAUAGGGAUAUCCAAGAUGCAAUUUGCAGAGCUGCAACGCAUUUAAAGACCCUCGGCUUAGAUGUGAACAAAGCCAAACUACCCAAUCUCGAGAAUUCAAUGGAGAUGGCAUUAGCUGGAAUCGCCGCUCAGGAUUUAAUGGAUUAUCUAAUAGAGGAUGAAAUUGCAGAGGGUUCGUGCAAGGUCCGUGAGACUCUGUGGGAGAUUGUGAAAAGCGUACGAGGUUACUCGAAAUAUACAACCAACGCCCUUAUAUUUGAACUUAUGCGACGCACCGGUGCCUUUAUGUCGCAAUCAAAGUUGCAUUUGUAUCUGGAGGAAGCAAGGGGUCUGAUCGGGGAGUUCGCGAAUUUACUUGGAGAUAACGGAGUGCUGCUCUUCCCCACGUUGAAUUUGCCUGCUCCGAGGCACAAGUGGUCGAUCCUAUCACUCUGGGGCGUCGAUUAUACCCUGAUAUUCAACGUACUCGGUCUGCCCGUCACCCAUGUGCCAAUGGGUGUAAAUGAACGUGGACUCCCCGUGGGACUUUCCGUGAUUGGGGCUCCAAAUCAGGAUAGACUGUGCCUUCGUGUGGCCGUGGAAUUGGAGAGAGCCUUCGGAGGAUGGAAGCCCCCAGUACCUCACAAUCUUGGCAACUAAUCUUAACUACAUACGGAUUUAUUAACAACUGGAUGAUCUGCAAACCUCAGGAUUACUAAGAUCUGUUUUCAUGUAAUAUAAAUGUAUUUUUAAACAAAUUUGACUUCAUGCUAACCGUUACAGUACAGUUUUUAAGAGUUAAUAAAUGUUAUGGGUACAUAUUUAGCCAA